GCGGUCCGAGUCACUAAACCCAAUAUUCCAGAGAGCAUACGCAGGAACUACGAGCUCAUGGAGAGCGAGAAGACGAAGCUGCUGAUCUCUCAGCAGACUCAGAAGGUUGUGGAGAAGGAGGCAGAGACGGAAAGGAUCAAAGCUGUGAUAGAGGCUGAGAAAGUGGCACAAGUGGCAGAGAUCAAGUUCGGACAGAAAGUCAUGGAGAAGGAAACAGAAAAAAAGAUCUCUCAAAUCGAAGACAGUGCUUUCCUGGCACGCCAGAAAGCCAAGGCAGACGCAGAGUUCUAUUCAGCACAGAGAGCUGCUGAGGCCAAUAAGUUGAAGUUAACACCAGAGUACCUGCAGCUAAUGAAGUACAAGGCCAUCGCAGCCAACAGCAAAAUCUACUUUGGGAACGACAUACCCCAGAUGUUUGUGGACUCUGGCUCUGCAGGGAGCUCUAUCAAGGCCUCUGCAGCCAUGGACAUUGUUGGUGAGCAGAUCCUGGACCUGGAUUAGCUAGGAAAGUAGUGAGACCCACAGGACCAUCCAGGGGUGGAGGACUACCUGCUGGAGAGCAUGAGCCUGGCUCACAGGCUGGCUGGCAGGUUCUCCCUCUGGACCAGAGAAGCUGACUAUGGCCCGUAAUUCUCAAGCAUUUCAGAAUCACUGCUAGAAAUCACAUUAAUUUUUAGGAUGUAAAAUUCUCCUACCUCACAGCAGAGGACUUGAUAUAUUUAGGAAGAGAGGGAUUAUAAUAAGCUCCCUUUUUUAAACUCAUUUAGCCAAAAUAAUAAUUUGAAGGAGUCGACACCGCUGCUGCUCAGAUCAUAUGCAUCAAGUGCGCUCAGUCCAUUUAGCCACGGCAUCAAGGAUCACAGAUCCAUUGCUGCUUAUGUGUUAUCCAUUUACGUGCAUGUGUCCUCAUUGAGCAUUUGAAGCAGCAAUAGUUGAAACCUGUUGAUACUAAAGAAGAAAGCUUUAAGGAGCAAAGAAUUCAGUGAAAGUAGUGAAGAACACAUAGUUGUUUUAGCUGCUUUGUCCUCACCCCGUGAAUUGACCGUUUGCUAAACCCCCAGGCACCCCUAGUUCCUGUUGCUAUACCUGUCAAGUUUUCACAAUAACUGCAGAUUUACCACUCGAAAUUGUCAUUUGUCAUUUUUGAAACGGUGGAUUCUUGAUUUCACACAGAGGCAGACAAACAGGCCUCUUAUAUCGAGCUGGCGACCUUCAAUUUUGUCGAAACUGUCGCUAGCAGAUUUUAGAAACCAAGUCUGGUUAAGCUAACGUUAGCUCCAUGAGUUGGUUGAAAAUGCUAUUUCUACUGCCUUUUUAAUGUUAUCAGCUGAUUAGUUUUAAAUUCAGCAUCCUCACUACUUCCAUGUUGAAGACAUGGAAAUAAAGAAACCACUGUUCUUGUAUUACUUUGAGGAGCUACUUAGCCAUGGUAUUUUAUGUAUGAUGAGACUUCUAGGAUGAGAACUAACGGAUGUAUUUAGCAAAUGUUAAGCUUUCUCAGGUAAUGCUGGUUGGGGUCACUGUAGUGUAAACUUUCCUAAAUCCACUACUGUAACUUUUUUGUCCUCCGGCCAAAUGGCUAGUGAAGGUUCAGACUCUACCCGCCACUCAAUAGAUUAUCAUUGUUUUUUUGGCUGGUGACUAAAGCAAAUCUACCAGCCACUUGCAACUGGUGCUAAUUUUGUGUCCUGCUUAAGGAAAGUCGCUGUUCGGUGGUGGGGUGUAGUAAGCGGUCAGUUGCAACAGCUUCAUUCACAAAACUUUAAAUAAAUUAUUAAAAUGUUGAUACUCCUGCUUAAAAGAAGGACCAAAUAUGUGUCACUCUGAGGGCUAGGUAGGCUGUGAUUUCUUACUCUGAGCUGCUUGAUGAAAUACGGACCCUGACCAGAUAUGUCACUGUAGACAAACACAGGGAUGAUGAAUGUACUGUGUGGUAGCUGCUGGCUGUCAGAUGAAAUAUCAUUUCUUUGUGUUGAUAUGUUUUUGUGAAAUUUCUUUUGAGCACAGGGAACCUAUUGAAUAUUAAUUAAAUAUGUGCAACUGUUGUUGUUGCACCACAUUUUUCUGUAAAUGUAAGCAUCACUUUGUUUUUCACACUGUACAUUUAGUGGAGGGACUAAAUGUGUGCAGCAGUUGCUGUUUUGCAUUAGGAGGUUUAUUCAAAACUGGACCCACUUUAAGAUUAUGUUGGGUUAUAACACAAAAAACUGCUUUUGAACUCGAGGUUUUUGUAACCAAACUGCAGACAUGUGAUUUCAGCUUUUCACAGUAGACAAUUUUCAACUUUUUUAAUGAUCUAAAGUAAUCAUUUCAUGUGCGUCAUGUAAGAAUGUUUACAGGAUAUGCCCUGGAGGAGGUUGUUGAAACUGCAGUACACAGGUUGGCUGAACCAGCUGUUUAACAGAGCUUAACUUAAGGACUCAUUGUAGAAAUGUUACCAACCCUGUAUGUCAGAAUGUCUUUUAUUCAUUCUGGAUGCCUCAAAACCCUAAAAAAAAAAAAAAAAAAAAAACUUCAGUUAAUGUGUCACCCCCUGUCUUAGAUGACUGGCUCAGUCUUUGUCUACUUGUUCACAAAAUAUUUAGUUUCCCAGCAAGUUUUUGUGGAAUCAUCUAAACCGAGGGUUUUUGGUGUUGCACAGAAUGUUAAUGACCACAUGAUGGUUUCCAAGGAACCAUUCAUUGCAUAAUUUACUUCAGGAAAAAGGUAUGUAGGCAUGUUUAGACAAUGAUUCUGGGAACUUGGUAGGGAUAUUUUCUAUUGGUUGAGCAGACGCAGUGAGAAAAUAUGUCUUUAAUCUGAAGUUAAAUGGCUUGGUCUGAAUUCACCGUAACUCAGUACAAGUUGCAUUGAUCAUUUCUUGUGCAAACAGUGAUUAUAUUAUGUGGUCUGGGCUCUGUUAUCUCUGUUGUCUAAAGUUGGUCCAGUUAGCCCUCAAAGUGACUUCCAGUUGUUCAUUUAAAAAUAAUUUCUUUGAUUGAUUGAGACUUACAAUGACUUGAAAGGCAAAUGUCUUUGCACUGAUUUCAGUUGUGAAUGUGCAAUCAGGAUAUUGUCAAAUUGACAGUGAAGGUUUUUCUGUGGGGAAAUCCAUUGCAUUAAGAUUUUUAAGAACUUACAUUGCAAGUCCACUGUGAUGUAAAGGAUGUUUGUUAUUAAUAAAAAUGUGUUUCAGACACAGUAAAACAUA
Micropterus salmoides (largemouth bass) is the source of this 3190-nucleotide messenger RNA. RefSeq names its product erlin-2. The record is from RefSeq and is a predicted model, not a curated record. Gene Ontology annotation, cellular component: endoplasmic reticulum; endoplasmic reticulum membrane. Gene Ontology annotation, biological process: SREBP signaling pathway. Lineage: Eukaryota; Metazoa; Chordata; Actinopteri; Centrarchiformes; Centrarchidae. Gene Ontology annotation, molecular function: cholesterol binding; ubiquitin protein ligase binding.